This is a messenger RNA of Cyclopterus lumpus (lumpfish), 3192 nucleotides long. RefSeq names its product solute carrier family 66 member 2. Gene Ontology annotation, biological process: retrograde transport, endosome to Golgi; phospholipid translocation. Lineage: Eukaryota; Metazoa; Chordata; Actinopteri; Perciformes; Cyclopteridae. The record is from RefSeq and is a predicted model, not a curated record. The coding region runs from base 317 to 1132 and encodes 271 amino acids. Gene Ontology annotation, cellular component: endosome; trans-Golgi network. The transcript has 5 exons.
AGAAGAAACACACACAGGAGAGCCAGUCAGGGGGAAGAAACAGUUGCACAUUUUGAGAGCUCGCGCGAUAUGAAUCCCAUUUGCGACAAGUUUAUUGCCUAGUCCGAUGGCAUUUUAUACAAUAUCGGGAACCGUUGGAGCUUUUUAUUCUUCUUCCGAGUUUAGUGCUCCCCCCGUUUGUCAAAACAACGACGAAGAAGUGUUGAGAAACGUGACGUAAGGAGCGGAUUACGUUUUUUUUGUUGUUGUUGUUUGUUGACAAGGAACCAAAAGGGAAGCAUCGACCCCGGGUGUGACAGCCUCCGCGCAGCCGAACAUGGACGAUGAGGCGUUUUACCAGAUCGUGUCCGCGUUCCAGCACCUGGUGUCGUGGGUCGCGGCCGGGGCCAUGGUGUUCGGCGGGGUGGUGCCCUACGUGCCCCAGUACCGGGACAUCCGGCGGACCCAGAACGCGGAGGGGUUCUCCACGUACGUGUGCCUGGUCCUCUUGGUGGCGAACAUCCUGCGGAUACUCUUCAGAUUUGGCCGCUACUUCGAGACCCUGCUGCUGUGGCAGAGCAUCAUCAUGAUCGCCACCAUGCUCAUCAUGCUGAACCUGUGCACCAACGUCCGCAUGGCCACCGAUCUCAACACCAAGAGGCGCUCCUUCAUAGCGACAGACAAUAAGGACGAGGAGAUCAGAAUCCUUAAGAGGCUCUUUCUGGACUUCGACUGGAGCUACUUCUGGUUGUGGAGUCGCUUCUUGGACUACAUGCAGUGCGUGCUGGCCUUCACGCUGACGGCGGCCUACGUCACCUACCUCUUCCUGGACUCUGCGCUGUUCGUGGAGAGCCUGGGCUUCCUGGCCGUCUUCACCGAAGCCAUGCUGGGCACUCCGCAGCUCUACUGCAACUAUCAGAACAAGUCCACGGAGGGCAUGAGCAUCAAGAUGGUGCUGAUGUGGACCAGCGGCGACACCUUUAAAACAGGCUACUUCCUGCUCACCCAGGCUCCUGUGCAGUUCUGGAUAUGUGGCCUGCUGCAGGUCUUAGUGGACUUCACCAUCCUCUUCCAGGUGUACUACUACAGCCGCUACCCACAGAAACCAGUGUCCCACACGGUCUCCCACACCACCAGUGCCAAAGCCCUCUGAAAGCCGCCGCGAGCUCUCCGGGGGGGGGGGGGUAAACACACAGGAGCCCCAACGCACCUUGAGAUGAUGCAGGCUGCUCGCCAUCACCCUCUAGUAUACAUCAAGACACACACACACGAGAGAAUAAGGCAUGCGCAUACACAUUUGAGGCGUGAACAGACACUUGGCGGCGUUGGCGUCUGCGGCGAAAACCCAAAGGACGCUUGUUCCAAACAAAACUCGAAUCCUUUUUUUGCUUUUAUUUAUCCCACAGACCGUCUGCCUGUGAUUUGUGGAACGCAGACUUCUGAAAGAAUAUCCUUGAGUCAAACCUGUGCAUGUGGAGAAUAUUAUGCACACGAAUGAAUACAUAAAAGUGAAUGACUGAAAUCUGUGCUCAAGGACCAGCUUUUGUCAUCCACAUCGGCUGAUGAUUGUCGCAUGGACAACCCCCCCCACCCCCCGCCCCCUCCCUCCUCUGCCUUAAAUCGCACACAUUCACACAUGGCUUGCUGCGUUGCCAGAAAUACACAUGUAUGACUCGAUCAGAAAUGAUCUCAAUAGACAACGUUACUGAAUGUACAAAAUGGUAUUUGUUAUAUGUGUUGUUUUCCCCAACACGGUGGAGAAAUGCUGGUCAGUCUACCACUUGUUGGACAGAUGGUUGGUCGCCAUGUGCUGUGGCACACAGGCUCAGUGGUAGGUGUUAACGGAGGAAUCAAAUUGCCUCUAGUUUCUUACAAUCCCACUUGAUGAAAAAAAAAAAAAUCCCAAAGGCACGAAGACGCAUCGUAUUGGCUUUUAAAAAAAAAAAUUGUACACGUUGGCGGCGACGGAGCGAUGAGAUAAUCGAGUAAAAGUCUGAAGGGCCGUCGGACGUUUUAACGUCAAGAAACGUCACGACCUGUUUUCAGCUGAAAAAGCCCAACGGCAAGAUUUAUCUUUUUUUUUUUUUUUUUUUUUUUUUUUUAUACCGAAGCUGUCGAUGACGUUUGUAGAUCUUUAUAUCCAAAAGGAGUUGAUGUGCAUUUAGACUAAACGCAAAGCGGGUUUUCGGGUCGCGGUCGGGGGUCUGAAUAACGAGAUGUAGGGAGCAGCAAUAGCGUCCAGCACUCCGAUCUGUCGGAAUGACAUCAUUCGCACAAAGUUAUUGAGAUCCGGAGACAAAGAAGGAACGGAAGAACGGUUACUAUUGCCAACAGAAAUGACAGCCAAAUCAUACUUUUUUUACAGAUUUGAUAUUUCUGAAUAUUGUAUCUUCACUUCCCAUCAUGUCUGAAGUGUAUUAUUUCUAUUGGGGAAAGCCAAAACAUCCCCCCCUGGUGUCCACGCUGCUCGUCGCCAUUUUGGUCCUCGAGAAAUUUAAUUUCCCGUUUCCGAAGGGAAAGCGGCCACAUGUGGAUAUUUAUUUUUGUGUGGGUUAUUGUUGUUUUGUAAUCUUUCUCUGUGGGGGGGGGGGGGGGGGGGAUGCCAAAAGCAGGAGGUGUCGGUGAACUGAGAGCAGACCUGAUUCUGUCCUCUUCUCAGCCUAAAAAAUGGAAACGUCCCUUUUUUUUGUUCCAGAAGGACGAGGCAGGAGGCGCCUAUAAAUAUAUUUCUUUUCCUUGCUCCUAAAUAUACAAACGCCCCGUGGUUUCUUGAGGGUGUGCACCAUUUUGUGUCUAACAGCUAUUUUUAGUCACCCUAUUUAUUUUCUUUCCAUUAUUAAUCUUUUGAAUGCCAGUGUAAUGUAUGCUUACUGUUGUUUGUAUACUGUGAGAUAUCCUGUUGCGCUCAGUUUCACUUUGUUUACUCUUUACAUUCCAUGUGUUUUUGUUUUGUUGUUUUACUUUUUGUAUCAUUUCAUCCAUUCAUUUUCACGUUACAGUUAUUUUCCCCACACAAACUGCCAUUUCGUGCAUUGUUUUUUGUUUUUUUAUAUCUGUGAAACUGUACCAAAAAUAUAUAAUUCCCAGUAUGUUCAGUUAAAAAACUUCUUUUUUUUUCUUUUUCCAACUGCCAAUUGGUCCAUCUUCAAUAACGAGUGCAGCCGAGACUCCAAACGUGACAUUGACGCACAAUAAAAAAGGAGAGAUUCUCGA